This is a messenger RNA of Dermacentor silvarum, 1012 nucleotides long. RefSeq lists its product as uncharacterized. The coding region runs from base 1 to 897 and encodes 298 amino acids. The record is from RefSeq and is a predicted model, not a curated record. Gene Ontology annotation, molecular function: hexosyltransferase activity. Lineage: Eukaryota; Metazoa; Arthropoda; Arachnida; Ixodida; Ixodidae. Gene Ontology annotation, cellular component: membrane. The transcript has 3 exons.
AUGGACGUACCAGGCAAGCUUCCGGUGCCCGAGCUGGUGAGCUGCGUCAACUGCUCGUCGUCCGCACCCGCGGGCAGCCGCCUGGUGUGGCGCGCGGUGUCGAACGCAGGCCACGAGGUGCUACUGGAGUACCCGGAUCUGCUGAUGGACGCGUACGCCAUCUGGGCGCCCUGCCCGAGGCUCACCGUGCUCGUCACCUCGGCUCCCGAGCGGAGGGCGCAGCGGGACGCCAUCCGGACAACCUGGGGGCGUCCGGACCGGGACUCCAACUGCAGCCACCGCGUCGUCUUUUUCACGAACGCGCAGCCCCGUUCGCAGCGAUACUAUGCCCUCAAGACCGAGUAUCGGCCUCUCAAGGACAUCGUGGUCCAGGCGAGAGUCGCCGGUGUGCCCGAGCCAACCUGGUGGAUGUCCGCGCUGCUUGUAGAAUGGGUCCCCACGCACGUGUCCGGUUCGAGGCUCGUGCUGCGCGUCACCGACGACACGUACGUUAACGUGCCGGCGCUUCUGGCCACCGUGGACAGCCUGCGCACGUCCGACCAGAGGCUCCUCCUGUACGGCCGCUUGUCGUCGGAUCGGACGCACCUCGAAGACUGCGUCUACAUGGCCAAGUCCGAUGGCUUCAGGCAACUGCAACUGCCGUUCGCCGACGUGCUGGCAGCGAACCAGAGUGACGUGCCGCUGGUUACGGGAGCGAUUGCACGCGAGGCAGGGCUCUUAUUGGUGCACCUGGAUGGCAUCGGCAGCUGCGACGUUCAGCGCGCUGCCGUAACGGCGCGAGAAUGGUUGCAAAAAGGCGGUGCCUCUUCGCACCUGACGGUACGUGGGAUGUCGCCCGUGCUGAUGGCCACGCUGCACCAAGUAGUCUCGAAGCCCGAACUGCCUGUCGGUGCGUGAGUGAGCGAGUGAAAUAACUGCGCCUGUGUCGAACAGGCUCGAAACGCGGUUAUAUUUCAGCUGCGUUUCGCUUGAGGUAUUCAUUUGAAUUCAACACAGAAGUCUAUAUGCGGAA